Pezoporus occidentalis (night parrot) is the source of this 1076-nucleotide messenger RNA. RefSeq names its product ARV1 homolog, fatty acid homeostasis modulator (gene ARV1). The record is from RefSeq and is a predicted model, not a curated record. The transcript is spliced from 5 exons. NCBI's taxonomy places the organism in Eukaryota, Metazoa, Chordata, Aves, Psittaciformes, Psittacidae. The coding region runs from base 57 to 761 and encodes 234 amino acids. Gene Ontology annotation, cellular component: cortical endoplasmic reticulum; Golgi apparatus. Gene Ontology annotation, biological process: intracellular sterol transport; sterol metabolic process; sphingolipid metabolic process.
ACGCGGAAGUGAGGCGGUUUGAAGCGCUGACAGGCCGGGGCGUGCACUCGCCCACCAUGGCGGCCCUUGGCGCCUACCGCUGCAUCGAGUGCAGCAGGGAGGCGGCGGAGCUGUACAGGGACUACCAGCGUGGGGUGCUGCGCAUCUCCAUCUGCAAAUCGUGCCAGAAACCAGUGGACAAAUACAUUGAGUAUGAUCCUGUUAUCAUCUUGAUUAAUGCUGUUUUAUGUAAAGCACAAGCAUACAGACACAUUCUUUUCAAUACGAAGAUAAAUAUUCAUGGGAAGCUCUGCGUAUUUUGUUUGCUCUGUGAAGCUUAUCUCAGGUGGUUGCAACUACAGGAUUCAAGCCAAAAUACAGAUCCUGAUGACUUAAUCAGAUAUGCCAAGGAAUGGGAUUUUUAUAGAAUGUUUGGUAUAGCUUCUUUAGAACAAACUUCAUUUUUGGUUGGCAUUUUUAUUUCCUUAUGGUGGAUGAGACCUGAGAUGCUGAAAACGAAGUCUGAUUUCAUUUUACUUCUCAAAGCACUGCUGCUGUCCAGCUAUGGAAAGCUUUUGCUAAUUCCAGCUGUUAUUUGGGAACAUGACUACACACCUUUGUGCCUUGCAUUUAUAAAAGUGUUUGUCUUGAUAUCAAACUCUCAGGCAAUUAGAGUUACAUUGAACUUGAACCGAAUUCUCCCUUGGUUAGCUAUCUUCUUUGGAUUAAUUCUUGAAAAUGGUGUUGUCUGCUUGGUCCAGAAAUUGAGGUGGGAUGUUUGAAACAUCAGCCCAGAUCUGAAGAAUUACCAACAACACGAUAAUCAUUUUCUAAGAAUGAUCUCUGCCAACAGGCUUCAAAGACGCUUUUCAUCAUUAUAAAGAAGGUGACAGAUAACAAAAACUUGUGUUAGUGGUAAGUGUAGACAGUUUUAGGAUGAGUCAAACUGGGAAACCUCGGAAGUUCGGCUAUAUAAUGUGGUGAGCCAUAAAACUUCAUAGAAUCACAGAAUGGUUAGCGUUGGAAAGGACCUUAAGAUCAUCCAGUUCCAACGCCCCUGCCAUGGGUGUGGACGCCUCACCCUCAACCAUGUCACC